GUGAAUCUUGUGAAGGACGCAAAAGAUGGGCGGGUUCCAUUCGCUGCGGGCGCUACACCCUUUUGGACCAGCUUCCAGGGUAGCUGCCACUUCUAGUGGUAUAUAUAGCGCUACGCCUACAACGAUACAUGCUCGACACUCAUCCGGCACAAAUGUUGCUUGGACAAGUAAGAAAAAGUCGCAACCUGGAUUCGUGGAAAGAGGGAGGAGAGCGAUGAGGAAGGGUGGAGAUCUAAAGCCUAUCAAGUUGGGGCAGAUAGAAUUGGAGAACACUAACGGUCCUCCGAAUCUUCCGACCAUAUCGAAGUUGGAAGUUGGUCCAUUACUUCGGAAUUCAGCAAUCGCUUUUUCCUCCGGUGAGAAAUCCAUUUCAAAAGUCUUCGGACUUCCAUUGGCCGUAUAUAAAGAUUCCAGGCUACUGUCACAACCUUUUUCUGUUAUUCGAGGCGUGACCCUUCGCUCGUAUGGCUGGAUGGACAAGGCUAGCAAAACGCCAAGUCGAGAUACACGAAUAGUUCUAGCGGGUAUUCCGGGAUGUGGGAAGUCCGUAACAUUAUUGCAAAUGGUUGAGUACUGUGCAUCUAAGGGCUGGAUCGUCUUUUACGUCCCUCGUGCUAGCAACUGGGUCAAUUCUUCCUCCGCAUACCAAUAUGAUGCCCAGUCUCGCAUUUUUCAGCAACCGACGCUCGCCAAAUGGGCGUUGAAAAGGCUUUCUGCAUUUAACGAAUCGAAAUUGAACUCAGUCACCACCUCGGAGGACUUCAGACAUGAGAAAAAGACGAUUGUUUCUGGAUCAUCUAUAUUGUCUUUAAUUGCACUUGGGAUUCAAGAUCCUAGUGCUGCUCCACGAGUUCUAGAAUUUACAUUAGCGGAGCUGCAAAAAAUGAAUACUCCUGUGUUAGUUGCUAUAGAUGACUUUCAAGCGCUUUACCAGCGUUCGUUAUACAAAGAUCCCCUUUUCAAUAACAUCCCUUCCCAUGCUCUUUCCAUGCCUCGCUUGAUGCUGGAAUAUGCGUCUGGAGUGCGAUCUUUCCGACGUGGAGCUGUUGUCGGUUCGCUUUGUAUGACCAAUACAGACUUUCACAUCCCAUAUGAGCUGAGGGAUGCUUUGGGUCUCACACCUGACUUUUCGUUGCACCACAUGGGAGCACGGAAUCAAGCCUACGUAGAUUUUUCGAAAGGGUUGCAAGCAGCUGCUAUGACUGAAGUCUGGGAACAUGGCCGGGCGCUGCAUUCCAAAUUAACUGAAUCUCUAUUUCUUGCCAAGCUGGCUGAAUCAAGUGGGAAUCCAAGAGAGUUUCUUCAUCGUGGUCUGUGGUCAUCGGUUGUCACUUGGUAGCUUUCCCUUGACACGCGUGCCUGAUGGAUGUAAAUUGAAAUGCUAAAUAGUCACCUAUAAUUGAACCAAUUCAGUUUCUC
Messenger RNA from Cantharellus anzutake, 1419 nucleotides. RefSeq names its product mitochondrial ribosomal death-associated protein 3-domain-containing protein. Gene Ontology annotation, cellular component: mitochondrial small ribosomal subunit. NCBI's taxonomy places the organism in Eukaryota, Fungi, Basidiomycota, Agaricomycetes, Cantharellales, Hydnaceae. The coding region runs from base 26 to 1339 and encodes 437 amino acids. Gene Ontology annotation, molecular function: structural constituent of ribosome. The transcript is spliced from 11 exons. The record is from RefSeq and is a predicted model, not a curated record.